Anguilla rostrata (American eel) is the source of this 2026-nucleotide messenger RNA. RefSeq names its product transmembrane protein 265 (gene tmem265). The transcript has 2 exons. Bases 674 to 1720 code for a protein of 348 amino acids. The record is from RefSeq and is a predicted model, not a curated record. Lineage: Eukaryota; Metazoa; Chordata; Actinopteri; Anguilliformes; Anguillidae.
GGGAAAGCGUGAGCACGUAACCUGCCUACAAAUUAACACUGCAAUCAUAAACUCUGGUUGGUGGCGCGUUUCUUCCGUUUUUCACCUCCUACCCUCUCGCCUCAGUUCGGCUAUUAUACCAUCAGUUGUCCACGGGUAGGCUGGGGUCUUUGGUAUGCAUACACACCGCUUUAAAUCAUUAAGCGGUGGAGACUACACCACAUCGCCGCGUUCUCCACACCUCGCAGCCAGAAAGACAAGCUCAGUUCGGAGUCGGAGACGACGGAGCUUUGACGGUCAGACGGAAGACCGGGCUUCAGUGGAUGCUACGAGGGACACUCCAAGAGAUGGAGCUCCUUUGACGACGAAUUUUAGCCGUUUACCAACAUUUUCAGAGUAAAAAUUCACAGUGGCUGUCACAGAAGAGCGAAAAAUAACCAAAAAUAUGAUUACUUACGCUUUUACCAGAACUGAAAUGUAGCUGAGGGCAUUCAUUGCGACGCCUUGGGGACUUUAAUUGAACAGUAUAAAUAACCACGGCACGUCCUUACUGGAAUACAGUGGACCGACUGUGUGCAACGAAGGAAAUCUAGCAUUGUAAAUUCCGACUGGAAAGACUGUUUUUAUGUUCAUUAGAUAAGCGUGCUCAUUGCAGACUGGGGAGACGGCAGGACCUGUACCGUAUGUAUCGGGCAUGGUGCCCCCGCCCCAGGUGUGUGUCGCGACCCUGGUGACGGUGAGCACCAUGGCGGUGGUGGACCUCUACCUGCUGGAGCAGAGCAUGCUGGGAUCGCAGUGGCGGGCGGGGCUGGGGGUGUGGCCGUGCGCCGCCGUGCUCCUGGGCGACCUCUGCUUCCUGCUGGCGCUGCGCUUCGUGUCGGCGGGCGUGGCCUCGGAGGCGCGGUCGCCGCGGCGCGGCUUCGCCAACGCCCUCUGGUUCCUCUUCCUCUCGCUGCUGCAGCUCAAGCUCUUCUUCGUCUGCCAGAACUACCGGCAGGACCGGCGGCCCCCGGACCCCCUGGCCAGGAAGACGCUCACGCUCCUGCUCUCCGUCUGCCUCCCCUCCCUCUUCCUGGUCCUGACGGGCGCCGACCACAUGACCCCGCUGCGCAGGAAGCAGGAGGUACGCAGCCGGCUGCUGUGGGUGGUGGUGGACCUGCUGGACGUGCUGGACCUGCAGGCGGGGCUGUGGGAGACGCACAGCAGCCUGGGCGUGCCACUCUGGGUGGAGGGCCUGGUCUUCUUCUACUGCUACGUGCUGCUGCUGCUGCUGCCCUGCGUGUCGCUGACCGAGCUGGGCACCGCUGCCCCCGCUGGCGAGACGGGGCUGCGCAGGGAGGCCGUGUACCCCUGGCUCAGCCUGGUCACGGUGAACAUCCUGACGCUGUUCCUGCGGGCCACGGGCAUGCUGUGGUACCGCGACCCGCGCGUCUCCACCGUCUUCCUGGGGAAGAACCUGCUGGCCAUGACCAUCAAGCUCAGCUCCGCGUGGGAGAGGCACAGACAGAAGGGAGGGGCGCGGGGGGCCAGGGCGGGGGCCGGGGGCAGGGACCCGAACCCGGAGGCGGCGGCGGCGGCGGCGGGGCCCGAGCACCUGGGGCAGCAGGCCCCCGGCUCGCCGGCCCCGCCCUCCUCGCGCUGCCACACGCUCUCGCGGGGGCACGCGCACGCCCCCUCCCUCGUCAGCCUGGACCCCGCAGAGACGUCCCUGGGCCCCUCCUUCAUUUCGCGCGAGCUCUAGACUCCCCGGCCCGGCUCGCUCCUCUGUAGGCCCCCCCGAGGGCCUGGCCCAGGUAAUUACUCAUUCGAUUAGCGAGCUCGCGGCCCAAAGACUGCCUCUCCCCUUCCCGGAACCCGACAGGGCUCCCGGGGGCCCGCUCGCUGAAGUGCCUUGCUUCAGAGUGGAGCAGCGCUACGGAGCCAUUCCCUCCGACACUGUGGGACUUUAACCCUUCUUUUGUGUACUGUAAAGCAUGACCUAAUCCGGCUGCUGUCAACUGUACUGCGAGUAGUGCAGCGAUACUGUAAUAAAAAUGUUCAUCUCCCA